UCCCAUUGUUAGGGUGGAGACAUGAGCAUCUCGUCAUUAUAUAUUUUUCUAAGUGAACGGGGAACAACCCUGACAGCUGAUUUCAAGACUAUGACACGAAUGUUGGCAAGCGACUUUUUGUAGUGUGUGUAAUCAAUUAGCUUUGAAGUGAUUUGUAGACCGUGAAUGUCUGUUUUGUAAAGGACCUUUCAUCUUACUUGCAGUAGGCGGUGGAUGUGGCCACAACAUUUAUCGCCUGGGUAUAAAAACGAAAGGCAACAACACGGACCGAAAAUUAAAUAACUUGCCAGACUGAAAUGUAACGACUUGAUUUGACCACUUCGGUAACUUCAUCACGGCUGCUACAGGCGAUGAGUGAUGGAGCCGGGUUCGGUGGUCCGUGCCGUGUUUGAGUUCCUGCCCAGCGUCUCUGAGGAGCUGCCCCUCUUCACUGGCGAUGUCAUCGAGGUGCUCAACGUGGUGGAUGAGUUCUGGUUGCUCGGCAACAAGGACGGAGUCACAGGCCAGUUUCCCAGCACUUUUGUGGAAGCAGUCACCAUCCCCAGCACCAAACCAGAGGAUAAACUGUAUGUGUGUAUCAACGACUUCAGUACUGCAAAGCCAGGGAACCUACCCCUGCAGAGAGGUGAUGUGGUGGCAGCCGAGAGCAGCGUGGACCCAGGGACAGCCUGGCAGAGGGGGCGUAAUGCCUGGGGAGCUCGUGGCCUCUUCCCUGUGUCCUGCGUGAAAGAGCUCCACCUGUCGGGUCGCUCCAGGCAGCUGUCGGAGCGCAGCGCCCAGGCCCAGGCUUCCGAGCUCCCCCCAUAUGCCUUCGGCCAGGCCAGGGCCCUCAUGGACCUCCACGCACAGCUCCAUGAGGAGUUAGACUUCCGCAAGGGGGACCUUAUCACAAUCAUCGGCCUUCCUGAGUCUGGCUGGUUCCAGGGAGAGCUGGUCGGACGCAGGGGGGUGUUUCCCGAGGGAUUCGUGGAGCUUCUGGGGCCCCUGAGGUCCCCACAUGAUACAGAGGCUGACCCCAUGAGCUACAAGACUGAACCUUUGACCUAUGAGCCCUACAGUAGUGGGGAAGGGAUUGAGGAGGUGUUUUCCGGGGAGGUUGAAGAAGAGGAGGAGGAUGGGGUGUAUGGGGUAGCACUGCACGACUUUCGGGCCAUGGAGCCAGGAGAGUUGGAAUUUGACGUGGGGGACCGUAUCCGGGUGCUGAACACCCUGGAGGACGGUUGGCUGGAGGGCGAGCUGAGAGGGCGAUGUGGUGUCUUUCCACAUCGCUUUGUCAAGAUUGAGGACGAUGGGCAAAACGUGAGGGAAGACAUGGAAGCUGUAAAAAGAGAAGGGGUGGAGGAGUAUAGCAGCUACACCUUGGACUGCAGCUCCGGUCAACAGGACCAUAGCAAGACGAAGUACGGUUCUGAGUGGAGACCCCAAGAGGACCACACUGUGUGGGACCUGGAUUACUUUGAUAGGGCGGAAGAAAGGAGAUGGCAGGGGGACUCUGUCAGCGAGAUGCUUUCCCAGGAGAGUGCAGGGGAGCGGACCCAGGACAGGGGGGAGAGAAGAGAUAGGGCUGAACCGCAAACUCACAGGCCUACAGCCCACCAUGGGCCCCAGAGACCCAGCUCUGUCCCUCCGGCAAGGCCCAGGCUUCCCCCUCGGCCUAGUGUGCCAGCUCUGGGCCACAGGCAUCACAUCAGCCCUACCGCCACCAAUAAUGGUAGCAGGACUAGCCACCCUGAUACGACCCUACCACCACUACUCAACAGAGCCCUUAGCCUAGCUACACCUAGCACCCAGUCUGCCUGGUCCAAAGAUAAUGGCCACUACCUCGGAGCACCAGAGGGCACCACUAGAAAUGACAAAGGUCCUAGUCUGGGCAAGGCAUUGUUAAGUCUAGUGGUGGAGGGCCACAGGCAGAAAAAGCUGACCCGCCACUCCAGCGUCAACGACGCCGACUUGCUACUGGGUUGCCGCGGUGAGCGCAGGGCGCUGUCCCAGCAGAAGGGACAGGGCUCCAAUGGUCUCCUGCCCGCUUCCCUCACGUUGGAUUCCCUGGCAACAUCAGCCGGCGACCUGGAGACCAAGUUAUCCCAGCAGCUCUUGCAAUUUGAGAAGAGCCUGCCGGGGCACGGAGGGGCCAAUGUUGUCGGGGCUGCUGCUAGGGAUGUUGUCGGGGCUGCUGCCGGGGAUAAUGCAAGCCGACAAUCCAACAUCUCCCGUCACUUUUCCAUACUGGACUUCAGUAGCGAGAGCGACAUCAUGCGAGGCUCCUCCCACUCCCAACUGACCCUCCUCCAACCCUCUUCCUCCCUGGAGAGAUGCAAGACCCUUCGCCCCCCUCCCCCUCGUCCAAGAAUCCUCCACCCCCCAGUUCGAGCUCCCUACAAACCGGCACGCCCUGCGCCUCGCCCACCCCCACACUGCCCCCGGCAACCAUCCCCUCCCCUUAACAACCUCCAGCCCUUUGGACCCCUCUUCUACACCCGCGAGGAGGGGGAGGGGUCUGCGACAGAGACUGAUGAGAGGAGAGAAGAGUCUGAACCUGCCUUCGGUGACCUGGCUCUGGAGCAAGAGAAGGAGAUAGAGCAGCACCUUGAGAUGGAGAUGGACAGGGAGAUCAAGAUUGAGAGGCAAAGAGAGAUGCAGCAAGAGGAGGAGUACAGGCUGCUGCUGCGGCUGCAGGAGAUGGAGAAGGACAUGGAGGCGUACGCUCACACAGCCGCGGAGCUGAGGGCCAUGCUGGAGGAGGAGGAGGAGGAGGAGACGGCCUGUCUGCAGACCCUGGAGAACCUGGAAUUCUGCACUUACACCCUGUCAACUCUGGCCCUGGAACAGCAGCAUCUACAGCAGCAGCUACAAGAUCUGAACAACAGCAGCAGCUACUAG
Messenger RNA from Coregonus clupeaformis (lake whitefish), 2880 nucleotides. RefSeq names its product dynamin-binding protein-like. The transcript is spliced from 5 exons. Gene Ontology annotation, molecular function: protein binding. NCBI's taxonomy places the organism in Eukaryota, Metazoa, Chordata, Actinopteri, Salmoniformes, Salmonidae. Bases 358 to 2880 code for a protein of 840 amino acids. The record is from RefSeq and is a predicted model, not a curated record.